This is a messenger RNA of Marasmius oreades (fairy-ring Marasmius), 1280 nucleotides long. RefSeq lists its product as uncharacterized. Bases 523 to 789 code for a protein of 88 amino acids. The transcript is spliced from 3 exons. Lineage: Eukaryota; Fungi; Basidiomycota; Agaricomycetes; Agaricales; Marasmiaceae. The record is from RefSeq and is a predicted model, not a curated record.
GAAGUCAACUUGUUCCGAAACCACCACCUUAGGAACGAUUAGCCAUUAUGGCAGACUCUUUUACCUCCCCUAUCCCUCAAGCAACUCAUUCUGAUCCCGGACCUAGCCAGGAAAUAGAACCUCACCUGAAGGAACCUUGUCCAACCGCAACUAGAAAUUCAUGGAGACCGCCCAAAUCUGAAAGCUACUCGCAACGAAGUUGAACGAACUCGCUCAGCACAAUACACAGCUCACUACGCCGUCACUGUAUAAUUCAAGAGUGGGGCGAGUGAGAUAGUACAAACGGUUUGUACUCUUCCCCCCCCCCCCCCCCGGAUAUGUACUGCUGACCUUCUGGUAGAUUGCCAGGAAGAUCUCUCCUCUAUCAGGCGAUGGUCUUCUGAUAACCCCAACCCUGUUCCAUCCCCCUCCUUUUCGUUCAACCACCUCAUCUUUAACUUCGAUCCAAUUUGACGAUGCCCGGUGACGACUCUGCCCGCGAUCAAUUAACGAACCGUCAGAUUCCUCAGAUUCGUCGAAUUGAUGAAAGAGCUCUCCAAGCCCUUGAAUCCUCUCAACGCCCUGGUAGGUGUUCUGCCAACCAAUACCAUGCCUCUCGAGCGCGCGAAAAGACGGUUCGGGAUACAAGGAAAUGCGAUCAUGACAGGUGGCUCCGGUGGUCCAAUCGUGAUACGCGCUCUCCUCAAGCACGGUACAUCUGGGGUUGCAGCAUUUGAUAUUCCCAGAUCGCUCGAGACAGCGAAAGACGCGAUCGAGACUCUGCGUCUGAUGUUAGGGAUCAUGAUCUGAUCGAAAAGAGUGUUCAGGAAGUUGCGGACAGGUUGGGUACCGUCGAUAUACUCCUAUGUCUUGCUAGAGUCAUCCACCACGACCAUGCUCUCGAAACAUCAAACGUGGAUUGGAGGAGAGUCAUGGAUGUAAUGUCACGGGUGGCUGGAUUUGUGCUCAGGCUGUCGGAAAACGGAUGGUCGCUCAGCAAACAGGCGGAAGCAUCGUCUUCACCGCAUCCAUCUCCGCGCAUCGCAUCAACUCUUUCAAUCUUACAGCACAUCUAAAGCGUCAAUCUUACAAUUGAUGCAUUCCCUUGCUGCUGAACGGACUGUACAUGGCAUUCGGGCGAAUUCCUGGUACAUGGAUCGUAACCUAAACCAUGGAGAAGGUCUUGAGGAGUGUAGGAAUAUAUUGGCGAGUCGAAAUCCAAUGGCGCCGGAUUCUAAAGAGGUCUGUGUAGACGGGUGUCCGAGUAUACGUGGACUAGUAUUACAGUUGAGAGGCAAUCC